ACUGGUUUUAUAUAGCACGAAAGCAAAUACAAUAUCAUAUGCGAGGCAAGAAUACAGGUACUGAAGCGCUGUGCUCUAUGGCAUGGAGGCGUCAGCCUACGGCCUCCGCAAUAGGACACACCUCUAAACUAUCGCCUUCCAUUUUGUACAUUUAUAGCAUCGUUUACUAUAUUUCUUUGUUAUGUAGCUGGCUGUUCUUUGUCUACUUAUUCAUAUCGCAUAAUGUGUCCUAUAUGUAUGUUAUACCGUGUCUAGCGGUUGGAUUGUCGUUGUUACCGGCAUUCUGUCAACGACGUUCCAGGAACAUCUCCAGGCUACUAUGUGGUGCACUACUUUGUGCAAAACUAGCCUCCUGCGUUAAUUUGAGGUCACAUGGUAAUGCUAGCUCUCAUGUAUACAGUGGAUUGAGGGAUAGAGAUGCAAUUGCAUUUUUGAUUACAGGAAGUAGUCCCGCGUCACUAGUAAGUGCAAUAUCAUCGGUAUCAACUCCCCGAUCUCAUGUUAACGUUAUCGCAAAUACCGUCCGGGGUAGUACACUGGAGCCUGGGUCUGCCUUUGUAUCCUGGGCUCGGUUACCUGGGGAUAUCAGGGCAACACGAGGUCGGAUAAACAAAUAUGCCUUAUUCGCUAGUGUCGUUGAUCAGGAGCCCGAUGUGGACUACUACAGUGUCCUGUCAUUGCCAAAUGAUUGCAGUGAAGAGGAUAUAAAGAAGCGCCAUGAUGAGCUGAAGGAAUCUUUAAAGUCACUGCCGUCAGUGGAUAAACGGAUCAUGAAUAAGAUUAAGGAAGCUUAUAAAGUACUUUCUAAUCCAGCAUCUAGAGCGUUGUAUGAUGAAAAGCUAAGGCAACGUGCUGAAGAGGUGUCGUCGGAUGACGACACUAGUGAUACAGAAUAUGAUUCUGAUGAUAUAGAGAUAUUAGGUAACCCUGAUGAAGAAUUUGGGAUAGAUAUCACCGAUAAUGAAAGCCCAGCGAGGUCACGUGGUGGCUUAACAGGCUUCCUUGGCAACCUAUUUGGCUUCAACCGUGAUUAUAGCAUGAAACCAAUGCGUUCUGUGAAUAACCGCGAUCUAACAACAACGGCCAGUGUAGAUCUCAAGGCAUUGGUGUUUGGAGAUACCGUUAAGGUACCCAUAGAAAAAUACUGCCCAUGUCCUGAUUGCAAUUCUAGUAAAAGCGCACAGCAGAAGUAUAUAUCCAGAUGUAAUAAAUGCAGCGGACGAGGCAUGAUAACGAAAAAUCAGCGUACACCGUUCGGUUACAUUUCCACAUCAAGGACAUGUAUGCAAUGCCAAGGACGAGGCAUGGCAAGGAUACAGGACUGUACCACAUGUAAUAACAGCGGUCGUGUAUACAAAUCAACUGAGGUCGAGAUAAAAAUACCAGCUGGUAUUAAAGUGGGAUCUACCCUGAAAGUAAAAGGGAAGGGACACUCUAGUGGCUAUUCAUCUCGACCAGGUAACCUGUACGUUAAAAUCAGCUCAUCACCCAAUGAGCACGAGUACAUUGACAUGGACAAGGUAUAUACCACAGCUACAUUGGAUUAUGUAUCCGCGAUACUGGGAGAUACAGUCAAUGUGUACACCUUCUGCGGUAAGAAACAGGUGACUGUGCCACCAGGGACGCAGAGUGGUGACGAGUUCGUAGUUGGUAACUAUGAUAACAAGACACACAUGAUAAGGUUUAAAGUAACAGUGCCAAAAAAAGCAACAAAGGAAGAAGCGUCACUUAUCCAGCAAAUUAAAGAACUGCGAAACCAAAAUUAAUGUAUUGUGUUAUGGAGUGGCGGAUUUUGUGAUGUGUGUUGCAUUUGUCCUGGGUGACGUGUUGAUGUGGUAUCACUUGUUUAUUC
Babesia bovis T2Bo is the source of this 1852-nucleotide messenger RNA. Its product is annotated as DnaJ C terminal domain family protein. Gene Ontology annotation, biological process: protein refolding. The record is from RefSeq and is a predicted model, not a curated record. Lineage: Eukaryota; Apicomplexa; Aconoidasida; Piroplasmida; Babesiidae. Gene Ontology annotation, cellular component: cytoplasm. The transcript has 3 exons. The coding region runs from base 39 to 1766 and encodes 575 amino acids. Gene Ontology annotation, molecular function: heat shock protein binding.